This is a messenger RNA of Ictalurus furcatus (blue catfish), 2448 nucleotides long. It is a transcript of the gene gpr61l, whose product is annotated as G protein-coupled receptor 61-like. Bases 496 to 1764 code for a protein of 422 amino acids. Gene Ontology annotation, molecular function: G protein-coupled receptor activity. NCBI's taxonomy places the organism in Eukaryota, Metazoa, Chordata, Actinopteri, Siluriformes, Ictaluridae. The record is from RefSeq and is a predicted model, not a curated record. Gene Ontology annotation, biological process: G protein-coupled receptor signaling pathway. Gene Ontology annotation, cellular component: endosome; signaling receptor complex; plasma membrane. The transcript has a single exon.
AAUAGUCAGGUGAAAUGAAGUUAUAUCAGUUAUAUAUAUUCUGUUGAAUCACUUGUUUCUCAAAGAGGUAGCUAGCAGGUUAUCUAGAGUGAACAAAUAAUACACGUUUUCACAGAUAUCAAUCAGUUGCUAAGCUCUUUAGUUGUAUCUAAGACACUUUAAUAUGGGAUUUUGCUUAGCUAUACCAUAGAAAUAACACUACCUAAUUUUAAUAGCUACUUAAUACUACAUUAUGUAAUGAAAAAACAUUUUUUAACCAUUUUACAAUUCAAGGAAAAGUGUGAAUCCAGGGCACUGCUUGACAAAAAGUAACUUUUAGACGUAUGAAGUAUAUAUAAUGUAAAAACAGCCACAAGACAUUAUGCAACAGUUAUCCUUUUUGUUUUGUUGUGUUCUUUUUUUUUUUUUUAGAAAUACAGUGGAAAAUCAGAGGAAAUGCAAUACUUGGUGAUGGUGGAUCUUGACUUACAAACGGUGGCAUACAAGCAGUGAACUAUGGAGAAAAUUGGGCCAGGUUUCCUGAGCAAUCACACAACUCCAAAUGAUACAUCUAGCCAAUGGAGACCCACAAAGCCUACCCCACCAAGCAUGGAGGAAGUCAUCCAUUCCGAAUCCCAAAUUAAAUAUCUAGUGGGGUUAUUCGGCAUGGUGACCCUUAACCUUGCAGCCCUGCUUGGCAACACUGGAGUUAUUUUGGCCAUUGCCCGAGCUCCACACACAAAGAAAUAUGCAUUUGUGUGCCAUCUUUGUGCAGUGGAUUUGCUUUGUGCCAUAUUACUGAUGCCUCUUGGAAUAGUAUCGAGUUCUCCAUUCUUCAGUACCGUGACAUUUACGGUUCUGGAGUGCCAAGUCUACAUCUUUCUCAACGUGUUUCUGGUCUGUGCCUCCAUUCUUACUGUAACCGCCAUUAGUGUGGAACGCUACUAUUACAUUGUUCAUCCCAUGCGCUAUGAGGUAAAGAUGACUAUACACCUGGCUGUUGGUGUCAUGGUAUUCAUUUGGGUGAAAUCUUUGCUUUUAGCACUUGUUACCUUAUUUGGUUGGCCAGCAUAUGGGAAUCAAAGCUCCAUUGCAGCUACCCAUUGCUCUCUGCACUGGAGUCAUAGUCGUCUCAGGAAAGUGUUUGCCAUUCUUUUCAGUGUGAUUUGCUUUCUGCUUCCUGCAGUUGUGAUUUUUGCUGUGUACUGUAAUGUCUACAAGGUGGCACGGUCAGCUGCAAGACAACAUGUUCCCAUGCCCCCCUGGCCCCCUAAACCAGUUAAGUGUCGCUCGGAUUCCAUUAACAGUCAGACUACCAUCAUCACUACUACGCAGAGUCUGCCUCAGAGACUGUCCCCUGAGAGGGUAUUUGGAGGUGGGAAGGCUGCCCUCACACUCGUGGUCAUUGUGGGACAGUUCCUGCUAUGCUGGCUUCCAUACUUCAGCUUCCACCUUCACAUGUCCAUCACAGCACCACUCCAGAGUCCAGGAGACAUUGAAGAGAUUGUCACCUGGUUGGCAUACUCCUCAUUUGCAGUGAACCCAUUUUUUUAUGGACUACUCAACAGGCAGAUUCGAGAGGAACUCAUAAAGCUGAGGAAGUGCUGUGCUUCCAACAGGCCUGUGGAAUUUGGUGGCUCUAGUCAUGAAGGAUCCAUCCAGGAGAACUUCCUGCAGUUCCUGCAGAGGACCAGCAGCAAGACUGAGACCACCAGGUCCAACUCCAGCCCCAGAAACACCCUGGACCCUGGUAUCAGGAUACCUGGACAGAUCCCUGAGGAGUGACUUAAACUCUAAACAUGUGCUUUCUGUCAUCAAUUAUUGUAUGGAUUUGGAUGAAAAGUGGAACUUCUGGUAUGAUUGUGUUGUACUAGAUUUAAUCUAAGCCAUACUAAUACUGAUGGAUGUAAAUAUGAGCCCAUCAAAAGGUACAAUUUUUGUUGUGCAAUGGAUGUGAUAAUAGGGAUGUCUAAAGUACAUUAUGAUGAUCACCCUUACUUUGAAAACUAAAGGCAAUAACAAUAACUUUUUAAGGUAAUAACAUGGCUAAAAAGAAACUUUUCCAAAAGAAAUGAACAAUAUAACUAUAAAUGAAGGAGAUGUGUUUUCGUUUUAUUUUCAUAAUUGUGAGACAUUGACAGAACAGACAUUAGUCUUCCAGUAAAGCUGAGGAGGCUCCUGUAUAGCUUGCUAAUUCCAUCUGCCUGUCACCAUGGAAAUGUGGUGAGACUGAGUCUUGCAUAGCAACAGGGUUCUUUUGAGCUCAGGUCUGCUUGCAAAUUGUAUAAAAAUACAGUGUCCUGUGUUAGCUUUUCACCCAAGCCAGGCGGCCGUAAUACAUUACCUGCAGCUCACCACUAACUACACAUUCACAUUAGUGUACCUGGACAUGGAAAACUGCUUUUGCUGCUAUAUCUAAUAGCAUUUAUUACACCAAGACACAGAACCAUGCUGGUCUGAAGCACUGAA